UACCUCGAUGUGUCGACCUGUCGAGAGGCAUCCUCGAUCACGGUGGAAUCGAAGGUUAUAACCUGUUAUCGUCGCCGCCAUCGUCAUCGACGCCGCCGACGUCGUCGUCGUCAGUCCCGAUCAGCUGUCCCGACGGUGAUCGUUCAAUAGCAGCGUUCCACGCGUCGACGCAGCCUACGUGCUAGAACUGAAGGGUCUGGAGAGCACGGAGGCGAGAAGAAAUGAGUUGGACGUGACACAAUGACAUGAUGAAGAGCCUGGUGGGGAUCAUGUGGAUAGUGUUGGUGCUCAUAUCAGGAUGCUCAGGAAAUCCGGACGCGAAGCGACUGUACGACGACCUCCUGUCGAACUACAACAAGCUGGUUCGUCCAGUGGUCAACGUCACAGACGCCCUCACCGUUAAAAUCAAGCUCAAACUCUCGCAGUUGAUCGACGUAAACCUGAAGAAUCAGAUCAUGACGACGAACCUCUGGGUCGAACAGUCGUGGUACGAUUACAAGUUAAAAUGGGAUCCGAAAGAAUAUGGUGGGGUGGAGAUGCUGCACGUGCCAUCCGAUCAUAUAUGGAGACCCGAUAUAGUUUUGUACAACAAUGCCGACGGUAAUUUCGAGGUGACGCUGGCGACGAAGGCGACGUUAAAUUACACGGGAAGGGUCGAGUGGAAGCCACCAGCGAUAUACAAGUCUUCCUGCGAAAUCGACGUAGAAUAUUUUCCGUUCGACGAGCAGACAUGCGUCAUGAAGUUCGGCUCGUGGACUUACGAUGGCUUCCAGGUCGAUCUUCGACACAUCGACGAAAUCCAGGGCAGCAACGUCGUCGACAUCGGCGUCGAUCUGUCGGAGUUUUAUACUUCCGUCGAGUGGGACAUCCUCGAAGUCCCAGCCGUGAGAAACGAAAAAUUUUACACGUGCUGCGACGAGCCUUACCUCGACAUCACGUUCAACAUCACCAUGAGACGGAAGACUCUAUUUUACACCGUCAAUCUUAUAAUACCGUGCAUGGGUAUCUCCUUCCUUACGGUGUUGGUCUUCUAUCUGCCAAGCGACAGUGGCGAGAAGGUCAGCCUAUCAAUUUCGAUUUUACUGUCGCUGACUGUGUUCUUCCUCCUGCUGGCCGAGAUCAUCCCGCCCACGUCGCUCGUGGUACCGCUUCUCGGCAAAUUCGUCCUUUUCACCAUGAUCCUAGACACCUUCAGUAUAUGCGUAACGGUGGUAGUCCUCAAUGUUCACUUCCGGUCGCCACAGACGCACGUGAUGGCGCCGUGGGUCCGUCGCGUUUUUAUCCAUGUUCUGCCAAGACUACUGGUGAUGCGCAGGUAUAAUACGUCUUCGAAGAGAACCGAUUACGAUUCCAGGCCGCAGUACCAGAUAGACAAACGUGGCAUGGGUGGUCAUCACGGUCAGCGCGUGAUGGUCAGAACGUGCAACGGUCUCGAAUUGCGGGACCCGUCUAUGUUCGUGGAGACCUCAGCCUCGGAGUUGGUCGAAUCCUCCGUUCUGUUCCCGAGUCUCGAUUCGCGGGACGAAUUACAUCCUCGGGAAUUGGAAGCGGUGAAUUUGGGAAGCGCGUGUCGCAUUCACGGAUCACCAGCGGCCACGGCAGCUCCUCCGCCUCAACUCCCGACGGAGGAAAGCGUGGACGCUCUUUGUAACACGCUUCAUCAUUGGCAUCACUGCCCAGAACUGUACAAGGCCAUCGAAGGCAUUCGUUUCAUUGCCGACCAUACGAAGAGGGAAGAAGACUCCACCAGAGUGAAGGAAGAUUGGAAAUACGUUGCGAUGGUACUCGACAGGCUGUUCCUGUUGAUUUUUACACUAGCCGUGGUUGUCGGUACGGCAGGGAUCAUACUUCAGGCCCCGACGCUGUACGACGAUCGCAUUCCAAUCGACGUGCGACUCUCCGAGAUCGCAUCCACCACUGCCAAGCCACACAUCGUCACAAGCCUCUGAGAGACAAUUGUUAAUUUUCGUUACUUCCACGUACAACGCAUGCUCACGUACACACAAACAUACACACGUACAUAUAAAUAUAUAUAAAUACGAUACACGUUUCGCAAAGACGCAAGGAACAAAUAUAAAAUGCGUUCGCGUUGACCAGGGACUUUUACGAGAAACACCCAGACCGUACCGUGAAUAAUUUCGAUGUACUUGUACCGUGUACGUUGCACGAACGGUCUGCGUUAACAUUGGCAACCGACCAUACUUGGUUCUAAAGUGCCAUGCUCGAGGCAACAUUAAUCGACGCGUCAAAGUUCAACUAACGAUACAGAAAACGACUCGACGAGCCAAUUGUUUGUUGUUUAGAGUAUAGCACUGGAGAAUUACUGAGAUACCGCUACCAUCGGAAUAUUUCUAUUUCCUUCGCUUGGGUCAGGUUCCGUUAUCGGUGUCGAUCUACUAAUUUUCGUAUCUUAAUUGGCGAUAUACCUCGACAAAGCACGUUACGAAACGUAUCGUACAGCUCAUUUUGCGAUACGAUACAGUUUACACGUUUCACGCGAGCAAAACAGCGGUUUCUCGUCCCUGGUGUUAACAGACUGAAAGACUGAAGCCUCGACGAGUCUUCGACUUUUCGGGUGAGUUAUAAACGACUAAUGGCCAAUUAAUCGCGAUUUGACUGCUCCGCAAGGAUUCUCAGAAAAUACGCACACGAGCGGCCAGGACACGAAGACAUUAAAAAAUUAAGGCAGAGAGUUUCGACUCUCCGAGUGUUAACAAAACGGUUGGUUCGAUUCAACCUCUGCCUCUACUUUCAUUUAUCAACUCCUUACUCUUCGUGUAAACUACGUAUAACUGUUGUAUAUACGAUCGCUUCCGUAUUUGAUUUGAUUUGAUCUGUACAGCUACAUUUAUGUUGCUCUAUUCUUCGACGACACUCGGAGAGUCAACUAUGGAUCCUAGCGAUUACACAUGCAAGAAAAUUGGAUCAAAUAAAUAGCAAAAACGAUAACAUUUUUUUUCGAGAACGAAAUUGGACAAAUUUCUUGAUCUCUGGUUUGCGCCGAAAGUUCAUUCGCAUUGUUGAUUUAUGGCCUCGUUCUAGCUCCGUAAGCUCUUGUAUUAUAUUCCUAUAGUUUCUACCGCAUGGUUCGAGACGAUUUCACUACCUAAGUAGAAAAUUAAAUCGAGUAAUAGUUCCAGAGAGCAAGAAAUAUAUUCCUCGACAGAGAUUGGAAGCAACCGCUUUCCAGUACGUGGUUUUAUUGUUGAUAAUGCAGAUGAAGCAAGAGAUAUAAAGUUUAAACACAAGGUAUUAAGAGUAUAGAAACGAACAAAUUGUCGAAACACGUACACAAUGUAUUUAGAAUUAAUAUGGAAAGAUCUAAAGAUGUUCGAUUUUAUGCCGCUACAAUUGUGAUUCUUCGUACUCGUUUAACGAAUUACGCUCGUGUUUAUCGUCGAGAACGAUCGAUGCCAUUAGACCGCGCUGAGUACGAGUUUCGAAGCAAAAUUAAACUGUAAUAUUGUAUAGUGUGAUAUUAAUUUAUUCUUGAAGCAUAAAACGCGAGCGGAACUAAUGAUCGAUCGAUCUCGAGGGGCACCACGAGAAAUUCGAUGGAUCACGCUGAAGUAGUCUCGCGGUCGCGUUGUACAGAGAGAAAGAAAAUCGCGUACAUGGGACCGAAGCGUUAUAUUUUACAUUUGGGGUUUUUAAAUGGGUUUUACAACGACGAUCGACGUUGAAUCGACUGAGACGUGACAAGGCGACGACUGCUAUAACAUGUAUUAAAACCGGUAACGAGAACGGAUCCGCGAUCAUAAAUGUAGGUGGCAUUUAAUUCAACGAAGCCUGUUGCAGACUCAGGAUGACAGAAAGAUAAUAUCGAGCCGUUUCCGAAACCUACAUCGAGCCUGUAACAAUGGGGCCAUAUUUUCACAAAAAUAAAUAGAAACGAAAAAAAAGGAAAGAGGAACGACGGCGCGCGCGUCACCGAUCGAAACUACAAAUUCUAAAUAUCUGCAUCUACGCGAAGGCGCAGAAUAUGUGAAACUAAAGAGGAAAGACACGGGUUGGGCCUAAGAAAUAUUAACCGACUCAAAUUUUAUUGCUCAUGUAAUACGUAUAUAUGUUUGUAAUAAGGUAACUUUCGUAACCGUAUUCGUUCCAGCACCAUCGACGAACCGCGAACGUUUAUUAGAAAUUUUACACCGCGUGCACGAGAAAGGAAGAAGACGAGGACAAAACUAGAAACACGUAAUUGUUUGUUGUACGAUCGCGUUCCAAUAAUUUAUUGUCUUCCUGAGGUAUGAAAUUACAAUUUACUUUCGACGGGCAGAUAAAUCACAUGUUUUAUUGAUUCGCUGCUGCCCUCGCCAAAUAAAAGAAAGAAAGAAAAAAACACAAAAAAAAAUGUACCAAAAAAAAAAGAACAACAGAAAAAACGAGUAGAGUCUGAUUGGUAAGUUGCUAGUUAAGUAUAUGUGAGUAGCCACGAUAUAUCUUAAAAGCAAACCAACGAUCCGUCGUAUAAGACGUCGAUUUCGUCUUUAAUUGGUAUUCUUCGGCCACAGAUCGUAGAGCUUUUCGAUACGUUUUAAACAUUUUUUACGCGUGACUCUUUUUAGUCGAUGAACUAAUGGAUAACGUACAUUAUCAGAGCCCUGUGGUUGUUAACGUUUGUAACGUGCAAGCAUUUUGCUUGGAACGAGAAAAUUAAGAAUCAGGUUGCGUUUAAUAUAGAGCGAAUCACCGAAAUACUCGGGGGUUAUAAUAAUCGAGAACUUCACCGAGAACGAUAUGUAAGUAAAUCGGAAGUGUUCGGGGUACCGAUAUGGUUGCAGUGAAAUAGAAUUAUAAACAUUUGAAGAAGCUCCUGAUAAGGUAGCAUCACGAACCAUUUUAUUUUAUAACAAAAAUUAGAAUGCCAUAUACAUAAAGAUAUUAUAUUUAACAACAACAACAAAAUCUGUUCAUCUCGUUCGUCAAAAUUUUAAACACAAGCAUCCGAUUCCGAAACGAAGAAAUAAUAAAAGAACAAAAAAAGCAGCUUGUCAUUGUGAUCAUCGCACCGGUGUGAAUUUUACACGUGGACAUUGUUUCCUUCCAUCUUUCGUCCUUUAUUUUUUCGUCGUUUGAGAGAGCGUGAAUGUGUGAGAAGGUCAUUAAAGAAACUCAAAAAAAAAAAAAAAUAAA
Messenger RNA from Hylaeus volcanicus, 5133 nucleotides. RefSeq names its product acetylcholine receptor subunit alpha-like (gene nAChRa3). Gene Ontology annotation, biological process: regulation of membrane potential; signal transduction; monoatomic ion transmembrane transport. Bases 246 to 1949 code for a protein of 567 amino acids. Gene Ontology annotation, cellular component: postsynaptic membrane; synapse; neuron projection. Gene Ontology annotation, molecular function: acetylcholine-gated monoatomic cation-selective channel activity; transmembrane signaling receptor activity. The transcript is spliced from 14 exons. NCBI's taxonomy places the organism in Eukaryota, Metazoa, Arthropoda, Insecta, Hymenoptera, Colletidae. The record is from RefSeq and is a predicted model, not a curated record.